Cucurbita pepo subsp. pepo (vegetable marrow) is the source of this 2451-nucleotide messenger RNA. RefSeq lists its product as uncharacterized. Gene Ontology annotation, cellular component: nucleus; cytoplasm. Gene Ontology annotation, molecular function: poly(A) binding. The record is from RefSeq and is a predicted model, not a curated record. NCBI's taxonomy places the organism in Eukaryota, Viridiplantae, Streptophyta, Magnoliopsida, Cucurbitales, Cucurbitaceae. Gene Ontology annotation, biological process: regulation of mRNA stability.
UUUUACGUUGAUCUCAAAUCCUUCUCCCUCAGCCAUGUGUUCUGAUAAAAUCCGCUUUCCGUUGCGUUUCUGCGAUUAAUUUCCAGCAAUUUACACUGUGAAUUGGUUAUCUCUGUCGAGUUUCACAGGAGUUGGUGGAACCGGCUAGGGUUCAUGGAAGCUGCAAUUCGUGAGAUCAAUAUUUGAGGGUUUGAAUAUAUCAAUUAAACUUUGGUGUUAGUGUUCAGUUCGGUGUUCUGGAUUGUGGAGGUUUGUGAAAAAACGCGCCGGAGAUGGGGAGUGAGGAUCGUAUCGAUGAUCGGACGUUCAAGGUUGAUUUCAGUGGCGAGGGAAUGGAGAAGCUCAGAGAGAGGAUAAAGCUGAAGAUGAAGGAAUUCAUGGGCGAUUAUACCGAUGAUACUCUCGUGGAAUACGUGCUUGUCUUGUUGAGGAAUGGAAGGCGCAAAGAAGAAGCACAGAAUGAACUAAAUGUAUUUUUGGCAGAUGAUAGCCAUUCUUUUGUAUCUUGGCUGUGGGACCAUCUGGCUUCAAGUAUGAAUUUAUAUGUGGAACCACCUCCUAAAUCUUCUGCCGAUGAAGUGCCCAGAUCAAAGUCUCCAGUUGCAGAACCAGAUACAGGAAUUGGUUCUCACAAUCUUGAGUCUGAUUUAGAAAGAGGAAAGUCUGAAAAAUUAUCUAGCAGACGGCGUAAUAGGGAAUGGAAAGGAAUUGCUAAUGACGAAACCCGUGUUACUCCAAGAUCUGAAGUUAGUCGUGUCAAGCAUUCUUCUCCUGAACAAGUUCCUAGUCAUAGGAAAAGGUGCCGAGCUGAUGAUCAUCAAGGCGCUGAGAGAGAGGCAGCUUUUCAGGUAAGCAUUGCUGCCCCUAGGCGGCUGCUCCAGUUUGCCAUGCGAGAUGCUGUUGCUACCGUGAAGCCCUCUAAUGGAGCUAAGGAGCCCCUUUCAAAGCGUCUUCGUUCGGUAGUUUCUACGUCCAAUAGUGACACAAUUAGUCAUCCUAGGCGGCUUCAAUCCAUCGCAAAAGUGCCAAAUCCCAUGGCAACUGUUAUUAAGGCUGUGUCGGAGGCAGCUGAGGAUGUGAUAAGAGUUAAAUCCUCCAGUGUUUUUGAUCGACUUGGUCGUCAAUCUCGUGAUGUGGAUUUAAAAGAGUCCAGUGGUCAAGUUGCAGAAUAUGGAGUAACGGCUGUAGAGGACCAUAAAUAUGGGGAUAUGAAUCACACACAAGAUCGACCAUACUCUGCCACCUAUCUUGAGAGUAGCAAUUAUAGUGGGAAAUAUACUCCCAUUGAGGCCAUGUUCGAUGCUGAAACUGGAUUAGCAUCAGAUUCUACAUCUGAAAGUGAAGAUGUUACUAUUCUGGGCCACAAAGUAUUUGAUGAUUCUUGGACUGCAGAAUCAGGAGUAAGAAAGGGAGGCAAUUUGCGGACUGCACCAUUCAGAGUAGUUGAGAAUGUUGAUGAUGAACGCAUGACAAAAUACAAACAGAAGCAUCAACCUUCCUUAGUUGCAAAUUCCUCACGUGACAUUGUAAAUAUCUCUGUGAAUGUUAAUACUUGGAAACCGCCUCACUAUCAAGACCCAGGGCAAAUUGCUGAAUCUGGUGGUCAAAAGUUUUUGCAGGAGAGUGAGUUACGAGGUACCAGAUCUGCUGUGCAAGUAACGGAGAAUGGCGAGCCAGUCACUAUUGUUAACCAACAGAAAAAGCCUGCAGCACACCUUCAAAAAGAGUUCCAGAAACCAUCUGCUAAUGGCCUUGCUGCCACUCGCCCUUUAGAGGAUGCCGAUGCUCGAACCAUUUUUGUUAGCAAUGUUCACUUUGCUGCUACAAAGGAUAGUCUGUCUAGGCAUUUUAACAAGUUUGGAGAAGUGGUAAAAGUCAUUAUAGUAACCGAUGCAACCACCGGGCAACCCAAAGGGUCGGCUUAUGUGGAGUUCAUGAGAAAGGAAGCCGCAGAGAAUGCAUUGUCUCUUGAUGGGACGUCGUUUUUGUCUAGGAUUCUUAAGGUCGCAAGGAAAAAUGCAUCACAACCAGAAGGUGCUUCAAUUGUUACCUGGCCUCGUGCUGUGCGUGGCUCACCAUAUCCUACUCCUAGAUUUAGCAGAGUUCCUUUCCCACGGGGCGUUCCCGGUGGAUUUAGGCCUCGUCCUCCCAUCAAACUUGGUGCCAGGAGCAUGCAGUGGAAACGGGAUAGUCAGACCACAACUACUACUGAUAAUGGUGCUUCUCUCUAUGGUAUUUCUGUACCCUCAACUGGUGCUCGUAGUCUCACCUACGUUCGAACAGAGCCUAAGCCAGCAGACAAGUAGGAAACACUUGAUUGAGAUGAGAGUUAUUUUCUCCUCAAGAAAUUGUUCAAAAUUAUUUUGCAAAAGAGAAUCACGAAGAUCAAGUAUGACCCCCACAAUUUUUUUUUUUUUUUUUUUUUUUUUUUUUUUUUUUUUUUUUUUUUUU